ACAUACCAAUUUCAUCCAAAUCCAUCUUCUCACCCUCUUUUGCGUUUAUUAACUAUGGAUUUGCUCCCAAAAUGCAACGCAAAUUAUGUUCCUCUAACGCCUCUAACCUUCUUGAAGAGAGCUGCUGACGUUUAUGCCAACCGCACCUCCGUUAUCUAUGAAGGUACUCGUUUCACUUGGCGACAAACGUACCACCGUUGCCGCCGUCUCGCUGCUUCUCUCCACUCCCUGAACAUUGUCAAGAACGAUGUUGUGUCGGUGCUGGCUCCAAAUAUUCCAGCUAUGUAUGAGAUGCACUUUGCAGUUCCCAUGGCAGGAGCUGUCCUCAACGCCAUCAAUACUAGGCUCGAUGCUAAGACUAUAGCCACCAUUCUCCGCCACUCUGAAGCGAAAGUCUUCUUUGUGGACUAUCAGUUUGUUCCUUUGGCACGAGAGGCCCUACGCUUGCUGAUGGGUGAUCACUCUCAGGAUUUUGUUUCAUUUGAAUCAAGUUUUCCUUUGGUUAUUGUUAUUGAUGAUAUUGACUCUCCCACUGGUGUCCGGCUUGGUGAGUUAGAGUAUGAACAACUUGUUCAUAAGGGAAAUCCUAAUUAUGUCGUUGAAGAUAUCCAAGAUGAAUGGGAUCCUAUAGCCUUGAAUUAUACUUCUGGAACAACCUCAGAGCCUAAAGGAGUUGUGUAUAGCCACAGAGGUGCCUACCUUAGCACUCUCAGCCUUAUUCUUGGCUGGGAAAUGGGAACUGAACCUGUCUAUCUUUGGACACUCCCCAUGUUCCACUGCAAUGGCUGGACCUUCACUUGGGGAAUCGCUGCACGCGGCGGAACCAAUGUCUGCCUGCGCAACAUCACCUCUUAUGACAUGUACCGCAACAUUUCUCUUCACAAAGUCACCCACAUGUGUUGUGCACCCAUCGUUUUCAACAUCCUUCUUGAAGCCAAACCUCACGAGCGCAGCCAAAUAACUCCCCCUGUUCAAGUACUCACCGGAGGUGCACCACCGCCGGCCUCACUGCUUGAAAAGAUAGAACCACUGGGAUUCCACGUUACACAUGCAUAUGGAUUAACAGAAGCCACUGGACCAGCGUUGGUUUGCGAGUGGCAAGCCAAGUGGAACCAGCUCCCCCGAGGUGCUCAAGCAAAACUCAAGGCAAGGCAAGGGAUCAGUAUUCUAACUCUUGCUGAUGUUGACGUGAAGGAUCUAAAGACAAUGAAUAGCGUUUCUCGAGAUGGAAAAAGUAUAGGGGAGAUUGUCCUGCGAGGAAGUAGCAUCAUGAAAGGAUACUUCAAGGAUCCAAAUGCUACCUCUAAAGCAUUAAAAAACGGAUGGUUCGCUACAGGGGAUGUUGGGGUCGUCCACCCAGAUGGGUACCUGGAAAUCAAAGACCGAUCAAAGGAUGUGAUCAUAUCUGGUGGUGAAAAUAUCAGCAGCGUGGAAUUGGAAUCUGUACUCUACAGGCAUCCAAGAGUCCUAGAGGCAGCUGUGGUGGCGAUGCCGCACCCUCUAUGGGGAGAAAGUCCUUGUGCUUUUGUUGCCAUUAAAAAGAACGCAGAUGGGAAAACAGAUGACGUUAAAGAAUCUGAUAUCAUAGCCUAUUGCCGGAAGAAUCUUCCGCGUUUCAUGGUUCCAAAGAAGGUGGAGUUCUUGCCGGAGCUACCCAAGACAGCAACCGGGAAAAUUCAAAAAUUUCAAUUAAGGACUUUGGCGAAAACUUUUGAGGUGUCCAAGAGCAGAGUUGUAAAUCAGAAUCUUCCCAGCAAAAAGAACGGCCAAUCUAAUCAAAGCAAUACGGAAAUACCUAGAUGUACAGCUCAGCCUCACGAACAUGUUCUUGCCAUGUCUCGUCUUUGAACAGCUUUUAAUUAUUUAAUUAUUAAUUAAAUAUUUGUCUUUUAGAUAAGUACUAAGUGUCAAACAUCUUUGAACUUUUGUUAUGAUUGACGGAAAUUGAUAUGAAAUUUUAGAAUGUCUUUAAUGUUAAAGUCAAUUGUAAGCCAA
Messenger RNA from Manihot esculenta (cassava), 1995 nucleotides. RefSeq names its product trans-cinnamate:CoA ligase, peroxisomal. Lineage: Eukaryota; Viridiplantae; Streptophyta; Magnoliopsida; Malpighiales; Euphorbiaceae. The transcript has 2 exons. The record is from RefSeq and is a predicted model, not a curated record. The coding region runs from base 55 to 1848 and encodes 597 amino acids.